AAUUCACGGGGGAAAUUUAGCCGCUGGCUGGGGGAGUUUCCAUUGCAACAGAGGCGGGGUAAAACUGAAGGGUUUGAUCUACGAGUGAGGGCUUGUGGUCAUGAGUGGUACAAGUCAUAUUAUGUCAGUGUGCUGAAAGUGUUAGUACAGUAGGAGUUGUAGAGCAGUAAACAUAAGUAGUUUUAAUAGCAGUCUGUAGUAACAUUACCUUCACAGCUUUGUUCCAGACACCCUUCUGUUCUCUACAAAACAAAGAAAAAUGAAGUUGCUAGAGCUGGGGGACUCCAUCAGUCGCUUCAGGUUUUCUCAGUCCUGUGUGGGGCUGGCAGGUUGCCUGUGUGUGUGCUAUGCGGUCUGGACACCAUUCUGGCUGAAGGAGAGGGGACUCUGGACUGAGUGGAAUAACACUAAAAGUGACCAGACCAUUCGCAAAGACGGCCCUGUCUUCAAUGCACUGGAAGCAGAGAGAGUAUUUGGAGUUCUCUCCUUCCUCAUGGCUGUGAGCACUGGUGCUCUGUGUCUGGUGUUUGCCCUCUGCUGGACAUCUACGACGGUGCGCUCCUAUUCCAACACUCGCUCUCUCCUCAUGGCAGGACAGGCACUCUACCCCACCACACUGCUGCUGCUAACCAUGGCCUGUACAGGUUUCUUCUUCCUCCUCAGUUGGUCUCUUUUCACUUAUCAGCACCGGGAAGAAAUCCGUCAAGACUUCUCCAGCCUCGGCUCCUCCUAUUGGCUAGGGGCAUUAGGGUGGGUUCUGCUGCUGGUGGUGGAGAUGAUAAUCUUUAUAGCUGAACAAGCUGUUGUGCCAGACAUCCUACCAGACCUAGAGAAGGCUGUGGAGUCGUGGCGUAUUUCCUCUAAGGCACGCUCGUUCAGCGAUAGUUAUCACCCAGCUUACAGUAACAUGACUCCAUAGAGGUUCAACACCAUGAGUGGAGUGCAGAAAAAAGGACAUGACAGAGAAAAUGAAUGUGAAUGUGUAAGGUACACAUUAGGGCACGCACAGACUCAAUCAGAAACCAGCAAUUCCUUGCUGCUGUAUAGAUCUGUACAACCAGACGGAAUAUUGAUUAACUGUGUUUGGAGUUCAGUGUUAGCUAAAGGAAUUAAGAUUCUGGAAGUCAAAGAGACUGAAGGCUCCGGCUUCCUGAAGAGUGCAUUGUGACGGCCAUUCUCCUGUUUGUUUUCAGUAGCGACUGAUAUAAAAAAACACUAAAGACCAGCAAUGCUGGCAGGGAAGAUGAACUGUUUUCUGACAAAGUGAUGUGCAGGACGUAUAAGUUCUGAAGUUUAUAAAUCUUUGUCCGGGUUUUCCCUUUUUUAUAAGUAGGUGCUGCAAUGUAGUUGAUGAAUGUUUAAAAAGCGUCAUCUUGUGAUGACCAUGUGACACUUUCAGUUCUUAACAAAAGACAAUCUAUCUUUUUAUUUUUUUAUUUUAAAUGUUUUAUUUUAUCUGUUGAAAUGUGAGCUACAGGUUUUGUUAUAAAAUAUGUCCUGUUUGUUAAUGGUGAGCAGUAAAUAACACAAAUGAGCAUACACUUUUUUCAGUUAUUUUAUUACCAAUUAUUUAAUUAUAUGGAUACCAAAAUCUACUGCAUGUAUAUGUUCAACCAAACUAAAUAAAGGUUUACAUCAUU
Molecule: messenger RNA, 1640 nt
Organism: Dicentrarchus labrax (European seabass)
Lineage: Eukaryota; Metazoa; Chordata; Actinopteri; Moronidae
Exons: 4
Coding region: 260-919 (219 amino acids)
Source: RefSeq, a predicted model, not a curated record